This is a messenger RNA of Stegostoma tigrinum, 3405 nucleotides long. It is a transcript of the gene znf410, whose product is annotated as zinc finger protein 410. Bases 215 to 1420 code for a protein of 401 amino acids. The transcript has 11 exons. Gene Ontology annotation, biological process: central nervous system development; regulation of transcription by RNA polymerase II. The record is from RefSeq and is a predicted model, not a curated record. Gene Ontology annotation, cellular component: PcG protein complex; nucleus; transcription regulator complex. NCBI's taxonomy places the organism in Eukaryota, Metazoa, Chordata, Chondrichthyes, Orectolobiformes, Stegostomatidae. Gene Ontology annotation, molecular function: DNA-binding transcription factor activity, RNA polymerase II-specific; RNA polymerase II cis-regulatory region sequence-specific DNA binding.
GCGUGUCUGUCGGGGAUGGGGGUAAUAGGAGGAGGGGGUUUGGAGGCGGGGGAAGGCUCUGCUCCAUGACCUCCACCCAUUCACUCAGUGGCUGUGCUGUUAAUCUAGAGGGCAUGCUCAAAAGCACUUCAAGAUCAGUCAAGUGUAUUAAUGCAAAGUAUCCUCACUGAAGAAAUCAUCUUCCUGUAUAUUUGAGAAAUCCGAGGUUGAAUCUAUGUUGUCAGAUGAACUAGAAUCCAAGCCUGAGUUGCUGGUACAGUUUGUCCAGAAUACGUUUAUACCCUUGGGGAAAGGAUUUGAGGAGCCAGAACAGGGUGCUGCCCAAAGUCUGCCUUCAAGCAAAGUCAGUGAGAACACUUUAGAGAACCAAGCACCUGUCGUGGGUGAUCGCUCUACCUCUGACUCUGACUCUGGGCUGCCAAUUCAAACUGAGGCACCUGAUGCCAGGGGUGUGACUACUGCCAGUGAAAGCGUAGAUGGGAGUACUCCAUGGUAUCUCCGUGUACAGGAACUGGCCCAUGAUAGCCUCGUGGCUGCAACCAGGGCAGAACUAGUGAAGGAUUCAAAAGGAGAGCCCACCAACGACAGUAAAACAUCCAGCCGUAAGGAAGAUUUAACUCCCGACCUGCAGCACACUGCUCCACGGAGCGAGAAGACACUGAAGUGCUGUUAUGAUGGCUGUAGCAGGACCUUCCUCUGGCAUGCACAUCUGAAAUAUCACCUGAAAACACACAAGAACGAUCGCUCCUUCACCUGCCCGAAGGAGGGAUGUGGGAAGAGUUUCUACGUGCUCCAGAGAUUGAAAGUCCACAUGAGGACACACAACGGGGAGAAACCCUACACCUGCCCUGAGACUGACUGUGGGAAGAAGUUUACAACAGCUGGCAACUUAAAGAACCACAUGCGAAUUCACACUGGAGAGAAGCCAUUCGUUUGUGAAGCAGGAAGCUGCGGCCGUUGUUUUACAGAAUAUUCCAGUCUUCGUAAACACAUGGUUGUACACUCAGGUGAGAAGCCUUACCACUGCAGCAUCUGUAGCAAGACUUUCUCCCAGAGUGGCAGCAGGAAUGUCCAUCUGCGGAAAUACCACAAUGUCCUCGUGCCUGUCACUGACCAGGAAGAAGCCAGAGAAGCGACUCCAUUGGCUGACACUGGUGCAGCAAACGAGCCAGAGAUACCUGUCGGACUUGCGGUAGCAACAGCUACUGUGACAACGCCUGCAAGCUUGGAGACUCAGCCUUUAGUGUUGCCGCCCAGUAUACUUGGAGCAGAGGAGGAAGUAUUACCCGAGAAUUCUCCUUCGGUUACUGGCUCAGCGACCACUGCAUCCAUUGUUGUUCUACCGCAGCCACACCAUCUGGUCACCAUCGCCACCGCAGGACAUUCUUAUGAGGAAGUAGUCACUGUGAUAAUACAGUGAAUGCAAGUCAGCCCCUUUUAUGAACGGAGGCUGCUCAUCCCAGAAUGGGUUAAAAAAAGUAUUGCAAAAGUUAAGCCACUGCCUGAAGAACGGAACUGUUCACUGUGGUGAACAAAUUACUCUUUCAAAUUUACUAAAGUGGCUAACCUGAGAGUAGGUUCACCCUUUGAGUACGAGUGUGAGAAGUGUAGUGGUGGGUAUUUCUUUUUUCAUUCUUCUUGUUCUUCCUGAAGUAUUUGUCCGUGAUUGCAAAAUCCUUGCCUGAAAGAAAUUAAGUGCAUUUUAAUUUCUUCUCAUCUUUGGAGCCGAAAAGAAAAAGACUUGCCUGGUAUUUAUUUAAAUACAAUGAACUAUUAAAUUUCACUUGCUGCAUCACAAUGAACUUUGUUAGCCAGUGACGUUAUCAAUAACCCAACCUGUAGAUCUGAAUACAUAAGGGCGUUCUUAGAAUCUUCUGUGUAUCCUAUUCUCCCAUGCCCCAUGCUCAGAAUAUUUUCUUUCAAGGUUACAUUCCAAUGAAGUUACUUGUAUUCUCACCUGAGCUGUGUAUCACAUCUUGAGAGUGAAAACAAGCCUAAAGCAGCAAGGGGCCAGUGGCUACAAGUAACAGAGCCAACUUUGCUUUUCCACUGAGCCAGUAGGUCUAGUCAUGAAUUUCAUUUGAGGUUUUGUGUGUGCGUCAUUAAAUAUCUUCCAAACCCAAGACUUUCUCUCCUACCGCCCUAGAAUUAGGUUUGAGUGUUCCCUGUGAAUGUAAGAGUGAAUUACCGAUAUGACAUGUGCAAGUGUUAUACUUCACGUUAAAUAAAAGAUGGUUAUGCCACCAGGCCUGUGACCUGCAUUCAGAGUACAUUGAGCCUAACCUCUCAACUGCAACACGGUUGAGGUAGCAAGUCAGAAUUAGGGCAUAGCACUGUUCAGAUCUAGCUGCAGUCUCCUCCACACUCAGCUUCUCUCCUGGACUAAAUUGUUUUGAAGAUGCAGUGAACAAUGGUACGUGAUGCUACCCACAGAGGAGCCAAAACUCAAAUGAAAAUUUGCUGUGCACUUCCAGUCAGAAUACUUUUACAACAGUAGACAACUCUGGGAUCUUUAUAUGAUUCAAAGGAAGCAGUCACCGCGAGGAAUUAACAAGCAGAUGGAAUUUAAUAUGAUUGAAAAGCAGAGCCUCUACUAGAUUUGGUGGUUGAAAUAUUGUUUUGUUAGUGAGCCAUAUAGACCAACAUUUCCAAGACUCGACCUAGUUUUUUGCUGAGUUAGGCAAUAGAGUAGCAGAUCAGCUGGAAAUCUGCUCCUGAUCAUGAUUUACUAACUGCCUGUUCAAACGUAACACGAGGUGACAACCAAAUCAAGCUGGGCUGCAAUUUUCCUAAUGUUGCAAUAGCCCAACGCACAAUGUCCAUUCAGAUAAAGUGGGGUGGGAGGGUUUGUGGCUGGUGUCCAUGGAAUUGCCUAUUCCCAGUACUGGAGGGCAAAUUAGAAAUGCAAAAAGAUAUUGGUUUGGGUCAAAUGCUCAUGUAAUGUCUUUGAAUGUGAACAGAAACAUGGCACUGCAGAAUUUAGAAAUAUUGUUUUUAAAAAAAUGUAUAAUAAAAAUAUAUAUACAGUGCACCAGUAAUGGAGAUGUCAGAAAGCCUUGCACCUGAGGUGGUUAUGACCUCUACUGUAUCAGUCAUUACGUAUUUCAAGGAUGCAAUAUUCCAUAUUAGAAAAUUUUGCACUGAGUUUCAGGCAAUAUUGCCAGUAAAAAGCAGCAUUGAACUUAUUUUUGGCUCUUUGCUCAUGCCUAAUUUCUUUUGAGUCUUCAAUUUUGUUUUAGUUCAAUUUGCUUUUCUGGCACCUACUUCAAGAGGCUUUGCUUUUCUCAGUGAUGGAUGAUUACAUCAAUGAGCAAAGACAGCAUUUUUCUGCAUUAGGCUUUUGAAGCAGUGUGUUUUGCGUUUAAGGUUAUUAAUGUCCAUUUUUAAUAAACCAUAAAUUAGAAA